Symbiodinium natans is the source of this 921-nucleotide messenger RNA. NCBI's taxonomy places the organism in Eukaryota, Dinophyceae, Suessiales, Symbiodiniaceae. The record is from the annotation of a GenBank genome assembly.
AUGAGCACAUAUUGCUCUUCGGUUCCCGAAGAAAGGCCCUUUCCUCAGACGCCUUCCUACGGAGAUCGUCACCAACUUCCUUCAAGCUUUCCAGACAGGAUUCCGUCCUUCAAGACAGACGUCGACAAUAUCCCAGGGCCCCUGACCCAUGAAAAGUUGGCAGAGCACAACUGCGAUUCCUUCAGUCGACGACCCGGGGUGCCUGGUUUGCCCUACCCCCAUGCAUCCCGACAGUCUCAGGGAGGCAGGACCGAGGACGAUGCCAGCUUGAAGCUAGAUGGGAGCAUCUGCUCGGACUUGCCGCACCGCUUGGGCGUCACCGGCGUCGUCCCCUCCCAAGCCGCCUGCCGGAAGCAAAACCGCACCUGUGACAACUGGAAGGAGGGGAGCGUCCUCGAAGUCUUCUCCGCGUCCGCGGGGCAGUGGUACGCUGCCCAAGUGGGCCAAGUGGAACCGCAAAGUGAUGGCAGCGAGGACAUCGUGACGGUCGUCUUCUACAUCGGUGACCAGAUCAAGCAGAAGUCUAUCUACAGGACCGACGCUGCCCUAGCAGCCCUGGGCACCCACACCUUUAAUGAGCUCCCACCAGGCUUCGAGACAAGGCCCUCGCAGUCUAAGCCGGGUCAGUUGGUCUACUUCGAUCUCACGGCUGGCAUCAAGUAUGGAUGGACGAAUGCAAUAUUCAUUCUGGAAGCCAGCCUCGUUUGCAUGAGUAUGUACGCCUCGCUGGAGCUUGCCUGGCAUGUGCACUUCGAGCGCCUGAAGCAGCAGCCCGCCGGUUGUGAGACUGUGGCGUGCGUGCCAGCGGGCAGGGGCCCCCGUGCCCCCGUCCUCCAGGCACCGAUCGCAGAAAUCCCUUCGCCCAUGCCGCUUGCUUGCACAAUCUGUGGCUCCUUUUCUCAGGUUAUUUCUCAAAAAUGA